CAAUAAUGUAACCUCGAUAAAUGACAACAGCAGCACGGCGAUCGACUACAACCCAAUCGAUGAUAUUCCCGUGCUGCAUGAUGCUGAUGAAAUUAGAAUUUAAGCAUGUUCAACCGCAACAACUUGCAAAACAUGUGGUAGGGAACUGCAUCUCUUGCGUCUGCCGAGCACCACACAUGCGAUCUCCAACCACCCCGCGCCAACUCACAGAUUGCCUGCACAGACCACAGCACAACCCGCCAACAACAACCGAGGUAACCCGGGAUAAGGUUCCAGCUAUGGUUAGCUGUAGGAAAUGCCUCGCUACAAUUAGUUGUAAGCAUUAG
Molecule: messenger RNA, 326 nt
Organism: Anopheles coustani
Lineage: Eukaryota; Metazoa; Arthropoda; Insecta; Diptera; Culicidae
Exons: 2
Coding region: 21-326 (101 amino acids)
Source: RefSeq, a predicted model, not a curated record